Mesocestoides corti is the source of this 420-nucleotide messenger RNA. NCBI's taxonomy places the organism in Eukaryota, Metazoa, Platyhelminthes, Cestoda, Cyclophyllidea, Mesocestoididae. The record is from the annotation of a GenBank genome assembly.
AUGCUUGCCCUAAUUUGGCUAUUAGUUGCGUUUACUGGUGCAAAUUUAACAUGCUACGAGUGUGAAUACAUAAAUUGGCAGUAUGAUAAUUCUCUUUGGCCAUGCGAUCAGAGUGCUGGCCCGUGGAAAACACUGACGAACUGUACGGCGUGUAUAAAACAAACUGAAGUGCAGAAAAGCGACUUUAGGAAACCUCGAUGGGGUCAAGAAGAAACUGUUUUGAAAACAACCACAAGGUACUGCGUUGUUCGAUUUCCACCUAACUUUCCUGAUCAAUGUAUUUACUAUUAUGGCAGUAGCUCCGUCAUGGAGCAAUGUUUCUGUUCCUCAGAUUUUUGCAACACCACGAAGAAUCUAAAACUCCACUCUUCUCUACUUCUGUAUAGCAUGUUUAUAUUGUUUCUAAAAGGCCUUUUUUGA